Molecule: messenger RNA, 939 nt
Organism: Penicillium antarcticum
Lineage: Eukaryota; Fungi; Ascomycota; Eurotiomycetes; Eurotiales; Aspergillaceae
Exons: 2
Coding region: 1-939 (312 amino acids)
Molecular function (GO): oxidoreductase activity
Source: RefSeq, a predicted model, not a curated record
AUGUGGAAUCUCCUCACAAAACGAGUGCCGAUAAUUAGGCCUGCAACAUCUUCGAGACUAUCUCUCUUACCCAACUAUUCAAAAAGCAUGUCCUCUGCUCUUCCUCAAGUGGCUGGAAGUGCCCCCAAAGCCGAUCGCUCUUUUCGGUCCUUAUCAUUGCCUGUGCACGAAGAUAAUCCAGACGUUCGCCAGAAGUAUAGGCCUUUCAUUCUGAAUGAUGGUGAAACUCAAGACUGGAUAAACGAGUUAGAAUUGGCCACUGCACUCGACAUGGCCGAGCAAAAUCUGCAAGAUACAAACGAGAGGCUGAAAGUUCUAGUCCUCUAUGGCAGUCUUCGAAAAAGAUCAUAUUCGCGGCUAGUGGCAAUGGAAGCUUCUCGUAUUCUGUUCCGACUGGGCUGCGAUGUACGCGUCUUUGAUCCUCAGGGCCUUCCGGUCAAAAACGACGUCGAUACGGAUCAUCCCAAGGUACAGGAGCUUCGAAAGCUCAGUCAAUGGAGUGAUGGGCAUCUCUGGGUUUCACCUGAACAACACGGCAAUUUGACCGCCGUAUUUAAGAAUCAAAUCGAUUGGAUCCCUUUGAGCACAGGAAGCGUCCGACCGACUCAAGGCCGAACACUGGCCAUUGCUCAAGUGUGUGGUGGAUCUCAAUCAUUCAACGCUGUCAACUCACUGCGUAUCCUUGGUCGGUGGAUGCGCAUGUUCACUAUUCCGAAUCAAUCUUCAAUCCCGAGAGCAUAUACACAGUUUCCAGAUGAAGGUCACCCCGACGACCAAAGACUCAUGCCGAGUAGCAACCGAGACCGUCUGGCGGAUUGCAUGGAAGAAUUUGUCAAAUACACGAUUGUGAUGCGUCCUCACAUCGCCCUCUUUGGUGAUCGUUAUAGCGAACGGGAAGAGAAAAGAGUGAAAGAAGCGAAGAUGAAUCCUUCUUCAUAA